Molecule: messenger RNA, 2463 nt
Organism: Sitophilus oryzae (rice weevil)
Lineage: Eukaryota; Metazoa; Arthropoda; Insecta; Coleoptera; Curculionidae
Gene: Hsc70-3
Product: endoplasmic reticulum chaperone BiP
Exons: 7
Coding region: 184-2157 (657 amino acids)
Biological process (GO): protein refolding; cellular response to unfolded protein; endoplasmic reticulum unfolded protein response
Cellular component (GO): endoplasmic reticulum chaperone complex; endoplasmic reticulum lumen; nucleus
Molecular function (GO): misfolded protein binding; ATP hydrolysis activity; ATP binding
Source: RefSeq, a predicted model, not a curated record
CUGUAUAUUUUCCAAGUGACAGCCGAAUUUUUGAUCAGUCAAAUUUGCUAGUGAAAGAAUCGAGGAGUGUAUUGAGCGCAAAUUAAAGAGAUUUUCGAAGUGAUUAUAGUAUUUUUCCGUGAAUACAACUGUGAUUUUUUAUUGUCAUAUAUUAUUUUAUUCUAAAUAAGUAGGAGUUCCAAAAUGAAGUUGUGCUUCUUGUUAGGGGUUAUAUGUCUCACGGUUAGUGUUCUAGCUAAGGAGGACAAGAAAGACAAAGAUGAUGUCGGUACAGUGAUUGGAAUUGACUUAGGAACUACAUAUUCGUGCGUGGGCGUAUACAAGAACGGUCGCGUAGAAAUCAUCGCUAACGACCAAGGUAACCGUAUCACCCCCUCGUACGUGGCCUUCACCGCUGACGGUGAGCGUCUGAUCGGUGACGCCGCCAAGAAUCAGCUCACCACCAACCCCGAGAACACGGUGUUCGACGCCAAGCGUUUGAUAGGAAGAGACUGGAGUGAUUCCGCCGUGCAACAUGACGUCAAGUUCUUCCCCUUCAAGGUCAUCGAGAAGAACAGCAAGCCGCACAUUAAGGUGGAGACCAGCCAAGGAGAGAAGAUCUUCGCUCCUGAGGAGAUAUCAGCUAUGGUGUUAGGUAAAAUGAAGGAAACAGCUGAAGCUUACCUUGGUAAAAAAGUAACCCAUGCUGUAGUAACUGUACCUGCUUACUUCAACGAUGCUCAACGUCAAGCCACAAAGGAUGCUGGUGUUAUUGCAGGUAUGACUGUUAUGAGAAUCAUCAACGAACCCACAGCAGCCGCCAUUGCCUACGGUUUGGACAAAAAAGACGGUGAAAAGAACGUGUUGGUCUUCGAUUUGGGCGGUGGUACUUUCGAUGUAUCUCUUCUUACCAUCGAUAAUGGAGUGUUUGAAGUAGUGGCCACCAAUGGAGAUACUCACUUGGGAGGUGAAGAUUUCGAUCAGAGAGUUAUGGACCACUUUAUCAAAUUGUACAAGAAGAAGAAGGGCAAGGACAUCAGAAAAGACAACCGCGCCGUCCAAAAACUCCGUCGUGAAGUCGAAAAAGCGAAGAGAGCCCUCUCCGCCAGCCACCAGGUCAGGAUCGAAAUCGAAAGCUUCUUCGAAGGCGACGACUUCUCCGAAACCCUCACCCGAGCCAAGUUCGAGGAACUCAACAUGGACCUGUUCAGGUCCACCCUGAAACCCGUCCAAAAAGUCCUGGAAGACGCCGACAUGAACAAGAAGGACGUCGAUGAAAUUGUGCUGGUCGGAGGCUCGACUCGUAUCCCCAAAGUCCAACAAUUGGUUAAGGAAUUCUUCAACGGUAAAGAGCCUUCAAGAGGUAUCAAUCCCGAUGAGGCUGUUGCCUAUGGUGCCGCUGUACAAGCCGGUGUGUUGAGCGGUGAACAGGAUACUGAUGCGAUCGUCUUGUUGGACGUCAAUCCUUUGACUAUGGGUAUCGAGACUGUCGGUGGGGUGAUGACUAAGCUGAUUCCAAGGAAUACUGUAAUUCCUACUAAGAAGUCGCAGAUUUUCAGUACAGCGUCUGAUAAUCAGCAUACUGUCACUAUUCAGGUAUACGAAGGUGAACGUCCCAUGACCAAAGACAACCAUCUCUUGGGUAAAUUCGACCUUACCGGCAUCCCCCCAGCACCCAGAGGAGUCCCCCAGAUCGAGGUUACCUUCGAAAUUGACGCCAACGGUAUCCUUCAAGUAUCAGCCGAAGACAAAGGCACAGGAAACAGAGAAAAGAUCGUCAUUACCAACGACCAAAACCGUUUAACACCCGACGACAUCGACCGCAUGAUCAAGGACGCCGAAAAAUUCGCCGACGAAGACAAAAAACUUAAGGAACGCGUCGAAGCUAGAAACGAACUGGAAAGCUACGCUUAUUCCCUUAAAAAUCAACUGGGAGACAAAGAUAAACUUGGCAGCAAGGUUAGCGGUGACGAAAAAGCCAAAAUGGAAGAAGCCAUCGACGAAAAGAUCAAAUGGCUCGAAGAAAACCAAGACACCGACUCGGAAGAAUACAAGAAACAGAAAAAAGAACUCGAAGAUGUCGUACAACCCAUCAUUGCCAAACUGUACCAGAACACAGGAGGAGCGCCGCCACCGACAUCUGCCGGCGACGAGGACGAACUAAAAGACGAGUUGUAAGGUGUCCAACGCGUCACAGAAACAAGACUGAUUUAAAAAACUUUCAUAGAAAAUCGGACUAAAUAUUUUGAGUUGUUCUCUCAGUGAAAAAAAGAAGAAAAAUAGUGAUGUGCGUGAUUGCGAGUGGUGUAUGAUGAUCUUUUUGUAUUACAGAGUUUUUUUUUUGUAUCAAAAUGUUAGAUUAUUUAUUUAUUUUUGAGCGUGAUCGAUGCAGAGGAGCUGGUUUCUCUGUGUCUUGAGGACUCUGUCUGUUGUACUUUUUAUUUUACAAUAAAACGGUACCUUUAAGUACAAGAUAAAGAUACA